Messenger RNA from Erinaceus europaeus (western European hedgehog), 936 nucleotides. RefSeq names its product olfactory receptor 2G3-like. The record is from RefSeq and is a predicted model, not a curated record. Gene Ontology annotation, molecular function: olfactory receptor activity; G protein-coupled receptor activity. The transcript has a single exon. Bases 1 to 936 code for a protein of 311 amino acids. NCBI's taxonomy places the organism in Eukaryota, Metazoa, Chordata, Mammalia, Eulipotyphla, Erinaceidae. Gene Ontology annotation, biological process: G protein-coupled receptor signaling pathway. Gene Ontology annotation, cellular component: membrane.
AUGGGUUUGACCAAUAGUAGCGUCAAAGAAGACUUCAUCCUGGUGGGGUUCUCGGAUCAGCCUGAUCUUGAAAAGAUACUUUUUGUGGGUGUUUUGGUCUCCUAUAUCCUCACUCUCAUAGGAAAUGCAGUUAUUAUUCUGAUCUCCUCUAUCGACCCCAAGCUCCAAACACCCAUGUAUUUUUUCCUCACUCAUCUUUCCCUAGUUGAUAUCUGCUUUACCACCAGUAUUGUUCCCCAACUGCUGUGGAAUCUCAGAGGACCAGCCAAAACCAUCACAGUGCUGGGGUGUGCAGUCCAGCUCUAUGUAUCGCUAGCAUUAGGAUCCACUGAGUGUGUUCUUCUGGCAGUAAUGGCUUUUGAUAGAUAUGCUGCCGUUUGCAAACCUCUCCACUAUGCAACUGUGAUGAACCCUCAAUUGUGCCUGGCUCUGGCAGGGGUUGCAUGGCUGAGCGGAAUAGGAAACACUCUCAUCCAAAGCACUAUCACCCUCCUGUUGCCCCGCUGUGGACACCGAUGGCUGCAUCAUUUCUUUUGUGAGAUACCCUCAAUGAUUAAGCUUGCAUGUGUGGAUAUCCAUGCCAAUGAAGUCCAGUUAUUUGUUGCUUCAUUGGUCUUGCUCCUCUUUCCCUUAUCACUGAUAUUGAUAUCCUAUGGACAUAUAGUCAAGGCCAUUGUUAGGAUCAAGUCAACCCAGGCCUGGCAAAAAGCCCUGGGGACAUGUGGGUCCCAUAUAAUGGUGGUAUCCCUCUUCUAUGGGACCAUCAUAGCUAUCUACAUCCAGCCCAACAGCUCCUAUGCCCACACUCAAGGGAAAUUUAUCUCCUUAUUCUAUACAGUAGUGACCCCAACUCUCAAUCCUCUCAUUUACACAUUAAGGAAUAAAGAUGUAAAAGGAGCAUUGGGAAGACUAUUUCACAAGGAUCCAGGCAUAUGA